GGCCCGACCGGCGGAUCACAAUGUCUCCCUUACGGCUCAGUAUGUGACGACACGCCGUUGGGGCAUGUAACAGUUACCCGCUCUCUCGCUCCACACUCUUCCAGUCACUUCAUACAACUGGAUGACCGCUCACAAUCUCUCCAACUCCAAACCGACACUCACCCAAUAUUGCCUAGACCCCGUCGCCGGUGACGUGCACACGAUCACCCUGCGUACACGCAAUAGCCCGUUCACACACGGUCGUAAUCCUGCUAAACCGGCCCCCCCGACCGUGUAUGUAUAAUUGACUUCGGGUUUUCGCUCUGGCCGGGAGAGACAGGACUUUGGCUAGGAAUCGUGUCCGUCGCGAAACCAAAAGCGCGAUUUUCAAAUGUUUUCUGGUGUGCUAGUUGUUGAAGACUGUUCUGUGCCGGCGACUAGAUCGACGGGCGCAUUAUCUCCCCCCGGUUCCACUUGGAUUUGGAAUAUGCACGACUGAAGUCUAAAUAAGUUAGUGCUUCUAUUGGUUGAAUCAACCAGACAAGAUGGUUUUGAACAUCACCUCCACCGCGACAUGCAAUGCACCAGCCAAGGUUUCGCAUCGGAAGGACAUACUCGCACCAACCUGGGAACCGAAGGGUGCGUCUUGUUUUCGGUAGGCUCGUGGGCCACCCAUAUGCCGAAAAGACUAUUGCCAGAACACCGAUAUCAUUGUUCCCCACGAUCAGCGUAGGCUUUCUGCUGUGUCACACUUGUUUCUUAUCAACUGGUGAUUGUAAAUUAGUGGUGACUGUUGACUUGUUGGUGUUCACGGUGCGAGCGCUGCAUGAAGGGACGUUGGUCAAAUACCGGACCACGGCCCAUAUACGAUAUCCGCGGUGUUGGAGCAUUCCAGCUCAACUGGCCAGCGUCUUAUUCAUCCUUGCCACUUUGACCAUAGCGGCAAGGUGCCAUGCGUCGAAUACGGACGCCAAUCAUCGACAUCUAGUCCAAAACAAGCCACCGCCACGUCCCGGUCCGAGUCCAAUCGACUAUUCCAAUGUCCGUCACAGUUCCAGUAUAGUUUUAAGAAAAUUAUUCCCCAAUCCGAAUCGAAGUGAUACUAGAAUUACUACGAGGUCGAGUCCCGUUAAUUACAAAAACGGGAUUAGAACUAAACGCGAGAUCCAUUCCCCAGUUCUGAACCACUUCGCGAACGUCAAGUCGAAAUCGUCGUACGAGGAAAACUUCACGUCGUACAAGGACUAUCCAGAUCAAAUCGAUAAAUUUAAUAGUAGUCACAAUGUAUCAUUAAUCCAGAAAUAUAAUAUCGUUAGCUUAAGUAACAAUAGUCUCAGUGCGGGUGAGAGUCUCAGUGAUAAAGUUAAUAAUCCGAAUCAAACGAAAACGUACAGCGAAACACAGACAGAAAACGAAGAUCCAGUCGAAAACGUACGCACCGAAAAUCGACGCAAGGACAGCAAGCAGUUCAUGCAGUCAGUGCUUACGCACAGUAAAAAUUCAACAAUAACCGAAGCAAUACCAACCGAACGAGGCGACGAGUCAGGGCGACGCGUAGCGAAGACGAGCGUCGUGGGCGACGGUGGGGGCGGACCGAGGGCGGCCGGUGGCGGCGGCAGCGAGGGAGGAGGCGGCGACUGGGGUCUGGUGGUGUUUGCGGUGGCGCUGACCGGGACGGCAGUGGGUCUGGUCACGUGUCUGCUCGCCUAUCGGGGGGUGACGGGGGGCGGGAGCGGUCCGGCGCCCGCCACGUCCUCGAACCCGCCGCACCACCACGCCGCCACAGCCACACCGACAACCACUUCACCGAUGUUGUCGGUGGUGAGUGCCGGCGCCGCGGCGGGCAUGGGCGGCAUGGACCGGCUACGUGGUGGAGGAGGCGGCGGUGGAACGGGUGUCGGAAGGGCGGCGGCGGCCGCCCGUGAACAGCAACUGCGACUGCACUCGAUGCGGACAGACUUUGCGGUCGAUCUGCCGCCAAGCAUAGGGCUGCCAGACGGCGAGCACGACCACCACUCGCUAGGCGCCUCGAGGCUGCUGCAUCUUAGGGACCCUGACCAGGAAUCGGAAAUCUACCAAAAGUGCAUUCGACCGCCGCCUAACCGGACGGUGUUGGAGUCGGAGUCGCCGCCGCCGUACCGAUCGCACUCGGCGGGCGUGCUGUCCACCUCCACCUACUCGUCCACGAACUCCACAUCGUCCGCGUCGUCGACGUCGUCGACCACGAGCGGCGGCGGCGCCGGCUGCGCCCACAGCGCCGACUGGUCGUCGUCCGGAUGCGCCUCGCUCGUCGUACGCUGCCACUCGAUGUCGUCGUCCACGGGGGCCCACAGGACGACGCCACACGGCGCCAGCUCUAACGCCGCCGUUGCACCCCAGAAGACUGAUUUUUUACAAAGGACUGUUAAAAUAUUGACCGGCGGCGGUAAAAAGGCGCACCAGCCGCAACCGCCGCCGGCACCCACGUUAUCCGUCGUGGUGGUACCCAGGAGGAGCGAGGCGCAGCGUCACAAGCUCACGCCGCCCCAGUCCGGCGUCUGACCAUACGUCCCCGUCUCCGCUAGACAUUAUAUGUGAAUUAUUAUUGUAGUUACAAAACGAUUCCAUUUUUUUUUUUUCAUUAGAAUGUAUGCUACGCGAAAACGGUCCAGGAACAAUGUGCGAAGCCGUUCCGGGCAACACAAGUACCACAACGUAAAAUUCCAUAUCACCGUACUAACUAACAUUCGACUUGAAUAGAAUUUUAGAUCUAUUUAUUAUUCUGUUCACCCAUCAAGUUUUUGUUUUAAGAUAUUUUUGUUAUUAUUUUUUUUUUAAAUAAAUAUUUACAAAAUUUUGAAUAUUAUUCAAUUCCAUGCAAGAGAGUGUUCUCCUAUUGAAAACGAAAAGGAAUUUUUGGGUUGUGAUACCGAAACUGUCCAAAAAAAAACCUGAUUGAACCUCAGUGAUAUUUGUUCCGAAAUCUUUGUUCGCAAGUAGUAUACGAACCACGACUCACAAUCCGGCUGUCGCAUGCGCAUUAACUGCGUGCGGCCCGCUUAUUAUAUGUAUAUGUUUAUAUUAUACAUCCGAUAUAUCUCUUUGACGCAUAUGGACGUUCUAGCCAUCUUUUUAUUUUGAGAAUAGAUGCAGUGAAAACGGACACUUUUUUAUUGUGGUUUCCAAUUUUUUGUGUAAUGAGAAGACUUUUAAAAAUUACCCGCGCAUUUCUUAGGAACCCGUUGGAAUAUGUAUUGUAAUAGUCGCCAAUGUAAUAAAAAUUAACGGUGCCAAAUGUGUUCGAAAGAUUGUGUACUGUGUACAUGGCCGCCCCUGCAGCACUGGCAAAACAGUAGCAAAAGUAGUUGAAUGCCAUUAUUAUUUAAUUAUUAUUUUUUAUUUCGGUGAAUAAAUUAUUUAUUUAUGCGAAGUUGCUGGUGCCGCCGGGGUCUUAUGAUAUUUAAAUAAAUCAAAAUAAAUAUUUGGCAUUUGAAUCGAUAUUCCAGGCGGCGAAUUUAAACAAUUGACAGUAGAACAUUGUUCUGUUUUUAAAUAUUGUUUAUUGUAUGAAAAUGGAAUAUUGAAGUGCAACAUUUACGGCAGAAUCCUAAGAAUUGAAUUUCAUUUCUUUUUUAUGCAAAAGUGUUCAUCUUAUAGUCAACCGUCGUAAACUAAAUAGAAAAACAACUGAUAAUAUAAUCAUCACGUUUGGUUUAAUGGGCGUAGGCGACGAAAACGGACCUCGAUAUCAAUGAUGUAAAAUACAAAAAGGCACAAAAAAUUUGUCCAGUACAUUCAGAAGCGGCUCAUUUUUAUUGUCAGUCUUAUGUUUGGUUAGUUUCACGUUUGUAAUCCGCAUUUUUUGUGUCAUUGUGUACAUAAAAUUAGGUAAAAUGUUAGUGAAUUCGCUGAAAGACGCAUCGUAGCUAUGUAUUACUUUAAAUGAAUGUAAAUUAUUAUUUAAAAUGAACCUGUAAAUAGUCUCUAGGUAAAUACAACCGGUCCGUUUUCGUAGCAUGCCUCCAAGCCAAAUAUCCUAGCCAAUGUUAAAUAAUAUAAUAAUUAUAUUAAAGAAACAAAUAUUGUAUAUGGUAGUAAGACCGUAUAAAAUAGCGAAACAUAAGCAUAUGUGAUGAUACGGUGCUUGGGAACAUAUGUGUGCAUAACUUAUAAAAAAUAUUAGAUAAAACAUCUUUAUUAUACGCAAAAAUAUAUCCGGGUGUGAAGAAUUGCACUUGCAAUUGCAAUCUGAGUUCAUCAAAAUAUUGUGAUAUUUAAUUUGUAAGUAUCAACAAUCUUGGUCUGCGACCACAUCGGCAUCUUUUGGUUGUUUCGGUGUCGGCUCGCCCGCCCCGACCAACAAUAAAAAUGUAUUUUUUCUGCCCGUUAUGUUUUUGUUACUUUUAAUCCGGUGCAAUUUCUAUAUGUAAUUCAGAGUAACAGGACUAUCGUUCAUUAAAAUGUAUAAAAAUUAUCUCGUACAACUGAUACUUGAACUGCGAAACGUGUUCAAUUAAUUUAUUGUUUUACUAUUUAUUUAUGUAUGAAUUUGAAAAAUUUCUCAAUUGUAGCGAUAUAUGAUUUUUUUAAAAAAAGUCUUUUAAACUGUCGUAAGUCAAUACUGCUUUAUUUGUAUAUAAUUUAAGUCACAAUGUUGUAUAUUUUUAUAUAUGUAACUGAUCCAACUAAAAUUUAUUUAUUUUGUCAUAUAAAUUUUAAUAUAACUGAUAAACUGUACCUAUUACCUUGUUUGUCUUAGGCUUAGCCUUUUUCACGAAGAUCUGCAAACUUAUUUCUUUAAAUAAAUUAAUAUCAUUACUUCUAAUGAAGGUUUUGUUAAUAUUGUAUAAAUAAUUUUAAAAAAAUUAUUUUUGUAAAAACAUAAUUUUUUAUAUAUUUGUAAAUUAUAGUUAGUAAUUUUUAAGUGAUAAUUUUUUGUGAAUACUGAAAUUGGCAUAUUAAAAGAAAGUUAAUUUACAUGUAUGCUGCCCAAGCCAAAAAAAGUCUUCAUAACAACAAGAAAAAUGUGAUUAUAAUUAAAUUUUAUUAUUAUAAAAUAAAUAACAAAUUAAUUAAAAUGUUUUUAUAUUAGUGAAUUAUUAAAACAACUUAAAUUGUAAAAUUCGAUUUGGUUUCUUUUCUCAACUAUAACUAGUUUUUGUUUAAAAAGACAUACAUCAUGUGUAUUGUGAUUUAUUUAUAAGUACCAUGAUCAUUCGUAAGAAAAAUAAAUCACUUUCAUUAAA
This is a messenger RNA of Aethina tumida (small hive beetle), 5204 nucleotides long. RefSeq lists its product as uncharacterized. Gene Ontology annotation, biological process: negative regulation of transforming growth factor beta receptor signaling pathway. Bases 559 to 2520 code for a protein of 653 amino acids. The transcript is spliced from 5 exons. Gene Ontology annotation, molecular function: R-SMAD binding. Gene Ontology annotation, cellular component: Golgi membrane; early endosome membrane. The record is from RefSeq and is a predicted model, not a curated record. Lineage: Eukaryota; Metazoa; Arthropoda; Insecta; Coleoptera; Nitidulidae.